CCGCCCCUGGAUAGAUUUGACAGCGAGCCAGGGCGGAGACUGGGAAAGGGUGCAUGCACGCAGCAAACUCGGAUUAAACCAUCCCCCGUGAAAACUUGCUGGGGGAGUUUUUCUUUUUGAAAACGCAUUUGGAAACAUCUAUGUUUGAAAUAUUUUAAUCUCAGUUGAACGCCGUGGGGUUGAAAGGUGAAGAGAGAGGGAGGGAGGCAGGAGACGGGACACCCAGCCCAACCCUACUUUACACUGCUCUGCAGGAAGUCAGUAACUGACCCCAACAGCUCAGCCAAUUGCACCUUUAAUUAAACCUGACAGAUUAACAGAUGGCCCAGUGUGUGACUAAAGUUGAACUGAGCAUUUCUUGUGAGAAUCUCUUGAAUAAAGAUGUCGGAUCUAAAUCUGAUCCGCUGUGUGUGUUCUUCAUAAGCACUGGCGAAAAUCAGUGGGCUGAGAUUGAUCGCACGGAACAAGUUAAGAAUUGCCUUGCCCCAAAGUUCUCGAAAAAGUUCCUGGUUGAUUUCUACUUUGAGCAGAUUCAGAAAUUAAAGUUUGGAGUUUAUGAUAUUGAUAACAAAACGAUUGACUUGAAAGAUGAUGACUUCUUGGGACAGUUUGAAUGCACUCUUGGACAGAUUGUUUCCAGCAAGAAGCUGAUGCGCCCACUCAUGCUGGAAAAUAAGAAGCUUGCAGGCAAAGGAGUCAUCUCGAUUUUGGCAGAAGAAAUCAAAGAUAACAGAGCAGUAAAUUUGCAGCUUCAAGCACAAAAUCUGGAUAAGAAGGAUCUCUUUGGGAAAUCUGAUCCAUAUUUGGAGAUCUCCAAACAGACUCAGGAUGGAAAAUGGCAAAUCGCACACAGGACAGAGGUCAUCAAAAACAACUUGAAUCCCAGCUGGAAAGCAUUCAAAGUCGCUUUGCACUCCCUCUGUGACGGGGACUUACAGAGGCCCGUCAAGGUGGAAUGCUAUGACUACGAUAAUGAUGGAUCUCAUGAUUUAAUCGGCUCCUUCGAGACCACUGUUGCAAAAUUCCAAGAAGCUUCGCAGAGUGGAGCUGCGUUUGAUUGUAUUAAUCCAAAGAAAAAGCAGAAAAAGAAAAGUUACAAAAAUUCUGGGACUGUUUUAAUUAAAACAUGUGAGAUUGUGAAGGAUUAUUCUUUCCUCGACUACGUUAUGGGUGGCUGCCAGAUGAACUUUACUGUUGGCAUAGAUUUUACAGGCUCCAAUGGUGAUCCCCGCUCUCCUAAUUCCCUUCAUUAUAUCAAUCCUAAUGGAUUUAAUGAGUAUUUGAUGGCAAUCUGGUCUGUUGGAAUGGUUGUUCAAGAUUACGACACAGACAAGAUGUUUCCAGUGUUAGGAUUUGGUGCACAAAUACCGCCAAACUGGCAGGUAUCGCAUGAAUUUCCAAUUAAUUUCAAUUCUGCCAACCCAUUCUGUUCAGGAGUACAAGGGAUUGUGGACACCUAUCGUAAGUGUCUUCCUCAAAUUCGACUUUAUGGACCAACAAAUUUUUCCCCCAUUAUAAACCACGUUGCAAAAUUUGCAGCUACAGCAGCACAACAGCCAACUGCAUCGCAAUAUUACAUCUUGCUGAUCAUUACAGACGGAGUGAUAACAGACUUGGAUGAAACUAGACAUGCCAUUGUGAAUGCUUCUAAGCUGCCAUUAUCUCUGAUCAUUGUUGGUGUUGGUGAGGCAGAUUUCACUGCCAUGGAGUUUCUGGACGGUGAUGACGGAGUUCUGAGAUCUCCGACUGGAGAAGCAGCAGUCCGAGACAUUGUCCAGUUUGUGCCAUAUAGGAAAUUCCAGAAUGCUGCCAAAGAAGCUCUUGCACAAAGUGUACUGGCUGAAGUUCCUCGCCAAGUUACCUGCUACUUUAACGCACGCAAACUCUCUCCUCUAAGUAGGCCAACGCCUUCAAAUGAACAGAAGCCGUCAAAUGAGCAGACGCCAUCAAAUGUACAGAAGUCGGCAAAUGACCAAGACCUGCAAGGGGAACUAAACCUUGAAGACGGUUUGGAUUUCUAAUUGAUGGGGAGUUACAGUUUCUGAAAUAUGCUUAUGUCAAGGUGCCAUUGCAUUUGUUAGUCCUAUGUAAACAUAUAGUUAUUAAUAAAAUAUCCAAUUUAAAGUCAAAAGCCAACAAAUUGGUGUUCUUCCACAUCAAUAAUUAUUUUCUAUUUUGGACAUUUUCCAAAGCAAGUAGUUCUUAUUAGUUUGGUGCCCUGGGUCUUGACAUAGGUGUGUGUCUGUGCACAAGAUCUGAAAGGAAUUAUGCAAUGCUUUUGAUCUUUGUUAUUGUACAGAGUUUACAGGCUAUUUGGUCUCUAUUAGUUUGGGCAUUUCCAAAUCAAUGAAGAGUCAAUCAAUCAGUUUCGCUACCUAUGACCGUAUAGGUUGAUGGAGUACAAGGUUAGAAGCCGUCCAGUUUCAGUUGUUUGGGUCUUGAGCAUUGAUAUUAUUUAAAGCAUGCAUACAAAACUGAAAAGUGGCCAAUUGUAUGAGUUUCAAUCUGACUGACAGUUUCAAUCAUCAAUAAAAGCAAUUUAAUGUCAUCAACAUGAUUUAAUGGAUUUGUACUGAUUAAGUCAGCAAGUCUGUAACCAGAACAUUGUAUUUUCAUUUUCACCUUGGUGUAACUAGACAGCAAUUAUAUUUAAAAGGCAGCAUUAGAAAUUAAAAAAUACUCGGCAUGCUGGCUUCAGAUAAUGUCUUGGCUGCUCUAUCAACUUGAUCUUUAGUGUCAAUAACAUGAGUUAGUUACACCAGUGCUCAGCAUCAUUGGAGCAGCUUUCACCACAAAAUGGUGGCUCAUUGUGAAAGAGAAGAGACAAGCAGAAAUCAAAAAGCAUCUUUUUACUCAAAACCUUACUUAGCACUGCAAUCACUUUCCAUUGAAACAAUAGACUUCUGCUUCUUUCCUGCUCUGCGCACACACACUGCAUGACGCCUCAGUACAAAAUGUUCUGAAUUUAAAAAUAAAACAUUGAGGAACAUUUCUGUUAUACUAUGGUUAGCUGUUAUGAACCAACAGUCAGUUUGAAUUAUGCAAGAAAAACAUUCAACUUUGUAGAUUUACCUUUGUGCCAUAUUGUUUUCUUGCAUUGUUUUCAUUUUUGACUCUAUAUAUGUUUAAUGCAAGUAUUGGUUUGUAACAAUGAAAUAGAAAUUAUUCAUGUUGUGUAAUUUUUAUAUGAUGUCAUGCGCCAUUUGGAAUUAAAAAAAAUUGAAGACUUGGCCAAAAUUGUAUGGGCUUGUUUCAAGAAAAUAAAUGUGCUUAUGAGAAUCUGUAAACAAUGAAUGUUAUAGCUCUUUCUGCAAUAAAGGAAGCAUAGAAGGCUUGCAUACGA
Molecule: messenger RNA, 3343 nt
Organism: Leucoraja erinaceus (little skate)
Lineage: Eukaryota; Metazoa; Chordata; Chondrichthyes; Rajiformes; Rajidae
Product: copine-3-like
Exons: 16
Coding region: 321-2021 (566 amino acids)
Biological process (GO): ERBB2 signaling pathway; cellular response to calcium ion
Cellular component (GO): plasma membrane
Molecular function (GO): calcium-dependent phospholipid binding; receptor tyrosine kinase binding
Source: RefSeq, a predicted model, not a curated record